UACUUUUCCUCGUAUGACACCAAGUGAUUAGUAGGCCUUUCACUGAUUUUUUUGCUCUCCAAUUCACUACCCUUCUAUACGAUAUUAGUCACUUAUUGUAGAAAACGAAUACAAACGGAUACUGCUUCAGCAUGAGCAGGACACAUUCAGACGAAACAGAUUUACCAAGAUCAGCAUCAGAACCAAAUCUGAGGGGAGGAGGAGGAGUAGGUGCAGAUCCUACUAAAGAACGUAGCGAGCAAGUUGAAAAAGCAUGGGCAGAAAUUUUCAAAAAGUACAGUGUAAAACGAGCAAACGAAACUGAAGAGCAGAAGAGACUUCUUAUUGAUGAGCAAGCCGCUAGGGAUACCUUGUCAAAAUCCGAGCUUGCUCUAUUCAAAGUCCUGAAGGACAAGUUCCCUGACAUAAGUUUCACGUUCGCUGAUAUAAUCAAGAGCCACAUGCUUCUGGACAACUUAUAUUUUCUUCUUACUGAACAGCGUGUAAAGGUGGAUGUGCCAACUGAUAAAGCACGAGAUAGAGCCUGGGUAGAAGCCUUACGCCCCUGGACUGGUCCAGAAAAGGCACGUGACGACCUUGUAAGGAACGAGUUCCAAGUGACAUUUGUAGACCUCUUCGAACCCAAAGGUGCUUCCAUCUUCCCAAGUUCAUCAAUGGCAAGUGAUGCCAAACUGAGCGUCAAAGUUGUCAAGGACCUUAAGCUUAAAGGCCCUCUGCCAGAAUCAGUUGAUGCUCCUGUAUCUCCUUCUUCGACCACGGGAUCUUCGGCAAGCUCAACUUCAAGUGUGGACACCGUAUCUGGGUCAAUGAUGGAGACUUCCGUACAAAAAAAGCAGGAAAUACCCGAAUUAGCAAAGGAUCGUUCUCAAGAAAGUAUAAGAGCAGCCCGACCAGGUGAAAGUCAAGGUUCCAGUACGGAAUCGGCAAGCUUGAAAGAGCCUUCUUCCGGAGGCGUUCCGAAGACUUACAAAACCCGUUUCUACGGUAAACAAGAUAUUAAGGGUAUUCCAAGGGAAAUUAAGGAUAUUAAGCCUGACACUUUGGGUGGUCUAAAGGGAACAAAAGAAGGUAAAGUUGCAAAGGAUAAGGAUCGUCCCGGGAAAGUCGUCGAUGAACGCGUUUCAAGCGGCAAGGUGUCGGUUGUAGCAGAUGCAAGACUGAAUACUCAUACAGGGCCGAGGAAGCAGGAGCUUGCGGGCCGCACGGCCGGACAGCCGAAAGAGGCCGACAAGUCUACCGCGACUGGUCGAAGGGUCAAAGCUCCUGAGCCGUCAUUCAUAUCCAGUAGCCUAAAAAGAUCGAGCAGUUUAAAGACGCCAGAGACGUGGGAGAUAGAUAAAUUAAAAGAGCCACAGCAAACUUAUAGACCGAACAAACAAAAACUGGACAGCGCUGGAAAGCAAGGUAAAGAUAAGCCCGACAACGCAGGUAAGGCAUGUAAACAGGGUAAAGGCAAACCAAAUCGUAGCGAUAACGCGGGUAAAGAAACGUCUAAUCAUUCAGACAGAGCAAGUGUUUCUACUAGCUCAAAUAAGUCGCAGUCGAAGACAUCAGACGGAGCUGAAAAAGCAAAUAAAGAUAAACCAGAUCGAGUCGACAAACAACCGAAGAAUAAACUUAGUACCUUGGAUGAGCUGGAAAGCUCUAAAUGCUCGGAUACGUCCGAAAAGUCAACCCAAACUACUAAACCGAAGAAACUAGGCCAAACCGGUAAACUUGGUGAAAAGUCUGGCUCUUUUGGUAGCUUGAAAAAUUAUUUAGGUACGUCCAAGACACCCAUCGGUAAAAUGGCCAAGAAUACGUCGGGUCGACCCAAAAUAAAAGACAGAUCAGAAACGCCUAGCAGCAGCUUUGAUAUGUCAGAAUCACCGAAUACGGUUGAUACUUUAGAUAAGCAAAAGGGUAGCCGACCCAGUAAGACACACCAGGAGACAGCUAAUCUUUCGGCCGACAACCCUCUCAAAAAUAAACCACAUAAAACCAUCAAAAUCGCAAAGCUUGGCAGUUCAGAUGAAGCAGAGUUGCCAUCCAGUUCCGAAAAGUCGCGACUGUAUAUUAGCUCGAGCAUCACAAACCACGAUGCAAAAAAAGGUCGGGUCCAUAAGCCGAUAGGAAGGCAUGACGAUGGAGGAAAAGUGAAAGAGAUAGGUAAACGUGAGAACGAAAAGCUGGAUUUAACUGGCGAGGAGAAAACCGCAAGAUCUGAUGAAAACGGUAAACCGACUAAGUUACACAGAUUUGCUUUAUCUACAAGCUCGGAAACCUUAGAACCCACAAGCACGUCCGACGUAUGUAAAAUGCGAAGGUCAGACCGCGAUCGUAAUUAUCGUAAAUCCUUCCUAUCCAGCAGAGAAGAUGGAGACGAGAAAUCGAGGCAAAGGAAGAGAAAAAAUGAAAAGAUGUUCAAGGUCGACAAUCAUCGUACCCCGAUCCAGUAUAUUGAUGUCGGAAGAGUAGAAACCACAAAACCAAAACGGCAUAACCGGAAACUUGGAAGACCUCCCACUUAUCACAAGUAUACCACGAAGCCACCGCGUUCCUAUACUAUGUCACCGUUAGUACAUCACCCUUCGUACAAUCUAAAAGAAGACAGUCUAUCACCGCCUCGAACUGGUCGCCAACGGGGUAAAGUAGGUCAACCGAAAGGAGCCGGAAUUUCACAAAGCGGCCAGUCUGCAGAAUCAGAAAAGCCUGCUGCACCUCAGGGCGUACCUUCUUCCUCGCAGCCUAAGCAGGAAGGUGGCGCGGUCCAAAAGACCACAGCUUUGUCGGGAGUCCGCGGCCGUAAAAAGCCUGAUGAUCAGUUCGGUAAAGUCCAUCUGGGAGACUCACAAUUGAAGUCGCGCUCGGGCGCUUCAAGUGACUCAAGCAGUUCAGGCUCUGGUAUUGAUACGCGUUUGACUUCAAUUACGGGUGGAAUCAUAACGUUGUGUGGUGAGUUUAUCGUUCGCUGCUUUUCGAGAGCAAAACCAGUUAUUGAUUCGUGUGCACAGUCAGUGGAUACUAUACUCCUAACAUUGGCAAGAUACCUUCAACAGGAGACCCGGGACAAUCGAAAGCUUAUGCAAAAAGUCGGUACCAUUUCAAAAAGAGCUGGAAAGUCGUCGUCAGACUUGAAGGACAGCCGGGGGAAACACAAGCUUGAAGAUUUGGCUGUUGUUACAGACAAACUUGGGCGAGCAGUUCCUCCUAAAAAACCGACGAGAUCGCCUAGCAAGGAAGGCAACGUAAAGCGCGGUUAUAUUGCUACAGGCAGGAUUCAACAACUUUUGCAGAAGACAACCGAUCGUUCUCGGCCACGAGUUAAACUUCCUGGUCCUUUCCAGUCGAGCUCUAACUCGUCAGGUUCGUUCGGCUCGACUUCAAAGCCGGCGAAAUCGAAAUCGAGCAAAAAAUUCAAAAAACCUGAGAAACAAGCCUCGGAGGUUGCCAAAGGCAAACGUGCAGGUCCAGUGCCCCAGGGCUCUGUCAAAGGCUCACGUAUCAACGACACUGCAAAAAAACCAACUGAACCCAGUUUAACUGGUACACAUAUUCAAGAUGGUAGCCCUGUCCGAGGGCCGAAACCCAAAAGCGUUAUGAUAGAUAAAGGCCUGAAAAUCGGUGUUUCAUCUGAAAAACCCCUGGAAAAGCGACAGGCGCCAGAGUUAGGAAAACAAAUCGAGCCACUUCCAUCCAGGCCAUCAGCAGGAAAAUCACCAGUAGAACCAAAUAGCGGAAAAGGGAAAAAAAUAAAUAAAGGCCUCGCAAACGACACAGCUCUCUCAGUAACUCUCCCUGGUCACGAUAGGGGGUUCAGCCGACCCGGCGACAGCCUUAAGCAGUCGAUAGAGUCACCGCCCGCAACCUCACCCCCAGCUGAAGUGAGGCAUCAAGGAAGUUUUCACGUUCCUGUGGAUCCUACAUCUACCGACCCAAGGAGUACGACAACGUCAUCUCAAGUCCUCGAAGGCAGAUCCAAAACCCGUAAGCUUUCGGAAAGCUCCGGAGGGCCUAUCGGUGAUCACACGAAGAAUCUUUGUUUACAGAUACUUCAGGAACUCAGCCAGAACGGAGGUGAACGAGAAAAGCAUUUACGACCAUUGCUUGAAAAACUGCAGCGCGGGAUCCCACUUAAUUCGGUCGAAAAAGCGGUCAUCAAUAGAUACAUUAACGCGGAGCAGGACAGGAAAAAACAAUUCUCUUUAUUUGAGCAAUUCAAGAAAUCAAGAUCAAGUGCACCUGGGACCGCGCGCGCACGUCGAAGAUACAAGGAAAACUGGUUAAUGGAAUAUAAUUACGGUCACCUCCCGCCAUUCACCGUGUUCAUCUUAUUGCUUGUCGCCAUUAUCUUACAUAUUGUUCGGAUACAGCUUCCCGAAAUCGCCGAUUACUAUUGAGCUUUCUGAGAUUUUUAAGUGGAAAAACCCUCAAAACCGGGCACCCGUUUGAGACGUGCAUUGUCACAAGGCUACGGAAUAUACGUGCUUAAUAUUAUAACACUAUAAUUACUAAUAAAAUCAAAGUAUUCACGCAGAAAGCACCGUUAAAGUCUGGGUCAACUGUUCUCUGAGGAGGAAGAAUGUACACAUAAGAGCAUACAUACAAUCACUGAUUCACAGACGUCUUUAAUUGCCUGAAUGAUUCUUUUAGCAGCAAAACUUACCACUUAUCCUUAUACGAAUCCGUAUGAAUACAGCCGACAGUGACUUAGUAUGAUGGUAAUAUACUGGCCUUUAUUGUUUCUUGAUUAGGUUCUUUUGGAAAAUUACUUAGUCUGACUGUAAGGAUAAUCUUACAAUCGUCUUAAAUGAAAAAAAUAGUUCUGUUCGGAAAGCAAAAGUAAACAUACUCAGGAUAACGCAUAAUCUGAUUAUUACUCACAAAUACAUAAGAGACGAGCGUAGCAUAAUUACUUAAUAAAUUAACUCUUUUAUUUAAAUCCGUGAUAAGAUCGUCUUAGGAUAGCGCUCGUGAACAUGAGAUUUUCGAGCUGGACCGAACCAUAUAUUUGUUUAUCCAUAACCGAAUUUCGUGGCUUGCGGAAAGUUUCAGUUGUAAGGUACGCGGAGUGUACGCUGAGGGUCGAUGGCUUUUUACGAUACACUAGAACAAUCUGGCCAUUGGAAAUGAGGCCUUGACUUCAACCACUAAAAGGUUUAUAGGUAGCACCGUGGUCGAACUUACUGCCUGCCUAUACUUCAUUUAUAUCGUGUUCAGAUCAGGUCGGACCCAGCACAUGGAAGAUGUUGAAACGUACUAAAGCUAUCAUAUGACAAUAGUUGACAGAUCUCAGAGAAACGAACCUGAAGAGUUUCAAUAAGCGUCAGUAUUCACACAAGUCAGAUUAGUGCAGUCUAUGGGUACACUUACUACCAUUAAGUUGUUUAUUUGCUUAGGGUAACCGCGGUCGGCUCAAUUACGGCUUUGAUUUGGUUCCUGAACAAUUUGUUAUUUAUAGUUUUUUCAAUAUACAUUGUGCGUAACGCCGUAGAAGUCUAAAAAAGUGGUAAAAUGUGGAAAACAUCAAAAUCGUGGGCAAGUCAAAUAGUAACAGAUACCUACUUUCGGAAAAAAAAACCUCUGAAAAAGAUCAGGUCCAUCAGAAAUAGCUUUUUGCUCUUUUUUUUCCAAUAUGAGAAAUUUCAGGAACGUCUGUUUUGUUUCAUGAUAAGCUUUUCCGGAACUGUCGAAAACCGCGUGGAAAUUGGUAAUAAUGCAGAACGUCGACUUCGGAAAUACGGGAAAUUCUUAAUCUCUGAAUAUUUUUCCUAUUGCGACAAAAUUAGAAAGUAACCGAUCGUGAAGCCGUUGGCAGCCAGCCAAGGAAGUUCAAAUAUAGCCAGUACACUCUGAUGGUCAAAUUCAAUCGAUGUAAGUCUGGGAUUGUAGUU
Molecule: messenger RNA, 5873 nt
Organism: Varroa destructor (honeybee mite)
Lineage: Eukaryota; Metazoa; Arthropoda; Arachnida; Mesostigmata; Varroidae
Source: RefSeq, a predicted model, not a curated record